Messenger RNA from Enterobius vermicularis (human pinworm), 1422 nucleotides. NCBI's taxonomy places the organism in Eukaryota, Metazoa, Nematoda, Chromadorea, Rhabditida, Oxyuridae. The record is from the annotation of a GenBank genome assembly.
AUGACAUCGUCCUCUCGUCGACUUCGCAAGGAAUUAGCGGAUAUUCAGGCGUCAAAUUCUAGGACUUUUUGUAAUGUUGAAUUCGAUGAAUCUAACUUACUUCAUUGGACAGGUCUUCUAGUACCUGAUAAAGAGCCUUACAAUAAAGGUGCCUUUAAAGUUUCAAUUGAUUUUCCGGUUGAAUAUCCAUUUAAACCACCAAAACUUACUUUUGUCACAAAAAUAUAUCAUCCUAAUGUUGAUGAAAAAGGCCAAGUCUGCUUACCUAUUGUUGCACCAGAUAACUGGAAGCCUGCCACGAAGACGGAACAAGUUUUGAAUGCCCUGUUGACAUUAAUCACUGAGCCAGAACCAGAACACCCAUUGCGAGCAGAAUUGGCAGAAGAAUAUGUUAAAGAUAGGAAGAAAUUCAUGAAGAAUGCUGAGGACCAUACGAAGAAACAUGUUAUGGCAGAAGAGAUGAGGAUAUUGGUGACUGGUGGGACCGGUUUAGUUGGAAUGGCUUUACAGAAGAUAGUAGCCAAUGAGGAGAAACGUGUGAAUGAACAAUGGUUUUUUACUGGAGCUGAAGAGUGCGAUCUAAGUGAUUUAGAAUCGACACGGAACCUCUUUCGGAAGUAUCGUCCGACCCAUGUCAUCCAUUUAGCUGCUAUGGUUGGGGGAUUGUUUCACAAUUUGCGACAAAACCUUCAGUUCUUUAGGAAAAACAUGCAAAUUAACGAUAACGUGCUAUUGCUCUGUCACGAAAAUGACGUUCGUAAAUGUGUGUCUUGUUUAUCAACUUGUGUCUUUCCCGACAAAACUACUUAUCCAAUUGAUGAGACUAUGGUACACAACGGCCCUCCACAUGACAGUAAUUUCGGCUAUUCCUAUGCAAAGCGUAUGAUUGAUGUUAUGAAUCGAGGAUACGCGCAAGAGUUUGGGAGAAGGUACACAGCAGUUAUACCAUGCAACGUUUUUGGACCUCAUGACAAUUAUAACUUGGAAAAUGGUCAUGUAAUUCCAGCACUAAUCCAUAAAACAUACAUUGCGAAACGCGAUGGGAAAUCUUUAGAGGUUUUCGGGAGUGGUAAACCGCUGAGGCAGUUUAUAUAUUCUCUCGAUCUUGCUCGUCUGUUUGUUUGGGAAAUAGAGCCUAUCAUUUUAUCUGUGAACGAAGAAGAUGAGGUCUCUAUAACGGAUGCAGUCAAUGCAGUUGUUGAAGCAUUUGAUUUCAAGGGAGAGAUCGUAAAGGAUGAAACAAAGGCGGAUGGGCAAUACAAGAAAACUGCUUCAAACCGCAAACUACGAAAAUAUCUGCCAGAUUUCAAAUUUACACCUUUUAAGGUUGCAAUAAAAGAAUCUGUAGAUUGGUUCGUAGCUAAUUUUGAUCAGGCUCGCAAGAUUCAACAAACUUUGGCGAAGAAUCUUUUUCAACGCUAA